UAAUUAUCUUAAAAUAUGUAUAAUAUAUGACUGUUGGAUCCUUUUAACUAUACUGUUCCAAAUAAAAAGGGAACAGUAGUUGUAAAACUAGUACAGUUUUGAGUAUCUGACUAACAAUAAUGAUAAAGUAUCACCUUUGAAUGUUGCCUAUUGACCAUUCAAGAAUAUAAUCUGACCGUGUUCCAUAGCUCAGCGUAUGUGCGCAAAGAUGUUCCUUUCUUAUUUUGAAUAGAUAAAUAUGGAAGUUGAUGAAGAAGAUGUUGAAGCUCCAUCAUCAAGUACGAGUAGCCGUGGAGAAAAGAAAAGAUUUGAAGUAAAAAAAUGGAAUGCUGUUGCUUUGUGGGCUUGGGACAUUGUUGUAGACAAUUGUGCCAUYUGCCGUAAUCACAUUAUGGACUUAUGUAUUGAAUGUCAAGCCAAUCAAGCAUCGGCAACUAGUGAAGAAUGUACAGUUGCGUGGGGUGUGUGUAAUCAUGCAUUUCAUUUUCACUGCAUAUCUCGUUGGUUAAAAACUCGACAAGUAUGUCCUCUAGAUAAUAGAGAGUGGGAAUUCCAGAAGUAUGGUCAUUAAUAGAAAUACAUUUUAAGUUUUAACUUGUUUUUUUUUCAUUCUUUGUAUGGAUAAUAAAUAUUGAAGUAUUAUUAAAAUUUCAUUAAAAUUAAUUUUAAAAAAAAAAUUGCUGGCCCGUCACUGAAUUUCCUUUUGUCAAACUAUUUUAUAAGAGAUCAUCUUGUAAAAUAUUAAAUUACAUACAUUAUACAAUAAAAUAAUCUGUCUAAUAUGGAUUUUCUGAUAAU
Molecule: messenger RNA, 798 nt
Organism: Diuraphis noxia (Russian wheat aphid)
Lineage: Eukaryota; Metazoa; Arthropoda; Insecta; Hemiptera; Aphididae
Product: RING-box protein 1A
Molecular function (GO): zinc ion binding
Source: RefSeq, a predicted model, not a curated record